This is a messenger RNA of Ziziphus jujuba (common jujube), 1950 nucleotides long. RefSeq names its product ceramide synthase 1 LOH3-like. Gene Ontology annotation, cellular component: membrane; endoplasmic reticulum. Bases 520 to 1455 code for a protein of 311 amino acids. Gene Ontology annotation, biological process: ceramide biosynthetic process. The record is from RefSeq and is a predicted model, not a curated record. Gene Ontology annotation, molecular function: sphingosine N-acyltransferase activity. NCBI's taxonomy places the organism in Eukaryota, Viridiplantae, Streptophyta, Magnoliopsida, Rosales, Rhamnaceae. The transcript has 7 exons.
ACGUCCUUACUUUACUUUUUCCAUAAUUCUUCACGGAACCAUUAACCCAAAAAAAAAAAAAAAGAAAGAGUGGUCGCCUGUGCCGGAAAAGAAGACGAACCAUGGCCUCUGUGAUCGUUUAGUCACCUUGGUUUUGUCAAGGACUAGUGAAAAUGGUUUUUUACCAAAUUCUCUACCCAAGAAACACAAAAGCAAAAGCCCAGCAGAGAGAAAACAACAUAUUUUAGUGCUUCAGAUUCACCCAAAGAGCUUGCUCAAGAUCGAAGACGAUUGGAUGGCGACCCAUAUGAUCGUGAUGACAACGCUGGAGAGGAAAUCAAUUUUGAUUUUUCUUUUUAAUAUAAUAUUUAUUUAUUUGGACACAUGGCAUUAGUGGGUUGGCUAUGUGUGCUCAAAAUUCCAAGUCAAAUGGUCGCACAUAAGCUUUUUAUUCAUUAAGAGAUAGAUUGAGUUAUAUCCACGACUAGUGACUGUGUGUUUUCUGGGGAAAGUUUUGGAUCCUUGAAAGGAAAAUCUGAGAUGGGUUUGAUUGAAGACCUCCGUUCCUUCAAUUUGGAGGAAGAAUCCGAUCCAGCUUAUGAGGAUUUCUUAAUUCUUCCACUCUUUGCUCUGUUCUUCCCCUCUGUUCGGUUCUGUCUCGACAGAUUCGUCUUCCAGAAAUUAGGAAGCCGACUAAUUUUCGGAAAGGGGCAUAUGAUGGAUGAACAGACAGAUGAGAGAAGGAAGAAGAUUGGAAAAUUCAAGGAAUCAGCUUGGAAAUGUAUUUAUUUUCUUUCAGCUGAGUUUCUGGCUCUUUCUGUAACCUAUGAUGAACCUUGGUUUACUAAUACAAGAUAUUUUUGGGUUGGGCCAGGAAAUCAAGUCUGGCCUGACCAGAAAAUAAAGUUGAAAUUGAAGGGAUUGUAUAUGUAUGCUGCUGGAUUUUACACAUACUCCAUAUUUGCAUUGAUCUUUUGGGAGACAAGGCGUUCUGACUUUGGGGUGUCCAUGGGCCAUCAUGUUGCAUCAGUCACUCUCAUUGUUCUUUCUUAUAUUUUCAGGUUUUCUCGUGUUGGUUCAGUUGUUUUAGCUCUUCAUGAUGCUAGUGAUGUGUUUCUUGAGGUAGGGAAGAUGUCUAAAUACAGUGGCGCUGAAGGGCUUGCUAGCGUUUCAUUUAUCCUUUUUGUUUUGUGCUUUAUGCUUCUGCGCCUCAUUUACUACCCGUUUUGGAUCCUUUGGAGUACAAGCUAUGAGGUUAUUUUCUUCUUGGACAAGGAAAAGCAUUCUAUAGAUGGACCGAUAUACUAUUAUGUGUUCAAUAGCCUUUUAUUCUCCUUGCUUGUUCUUCACAUUUAUUGGUCGGUGUUGAUGUAUCGGAUGCUUGUCAAGCAAAUCCAAGCAGGAGGACAGAUUAGUGAUGAUGUUCGAUCUGAUUCUGAAGGUGAAGAUGAACAUGAACAUGAACAUGAAGAUUGAUUGGGAAACAAAUUUUACAGCUAGAAUGUGAUGCUGCAAAGAUAUAAAGCAACUUAUGUUUAUACAUUCGAUGUACUCGCUAAAAUGGAAGGAGCAUUGCUCGAAGAGUCUGCCUCUCGUGAUUGGGGGUAUGAUGGCAUGGGAUUCGAAAGCAGGAGCAGGUUGAAGGUUGGCAAAUGUGGAGAAAUUUAAUUCUCCCUCUCAGAUAUGUUUCAUGCAACUUCACCGUCUUAGCCCUGUAGCUUUGAGCCCUACUGGCUCAUAAUUGAUUUGUUGAUAAAGAAGUUACCUUUUAGCUUUGAAUCUUUAGCACUUGGAGCUGAAAAUGAUUUCUUUUGUGGUUUUGGCAAAUAUAUUUAUUUGGUUGUAAUUGGAGUUCUUUCACAUAACACAUUUUGUUAGAUUGAAUUCCCCAAACCAUCUUUUUGUUAGAAAUUUUCUUUUGUAUUUAAAACUUCCAUAAAGAAAUAUACUAAUCUUGGGACUUAGUUAUUA